Molecule: messenger RNA, 794 nt
Organism: Paralichthys olivaceus (Japanese flounder)
Lineage: Eukaryota; Metazoa; Chordata; Actinopteri; Pleuronectiformes; Paralichthyidae
Source: RefSeq, a predicted model, not a curated record
CUAACAAACCUCCAGAGCCAGUGCAGUGCCCAGUGGCGCCCCCUGUCAUCAGCUCCAGUUUUGGGAAACCUGUAGCUCCGCCCACCAUUCCCACCACCUGGCAUGCUUCACCUGAGGGUGACAUCAUCACAACACUGCUGGAUGAGGCCCCGCCCCCUCCUCCUCCUGCAACAAAUGAGGUGUUGUCUCACGAUGUCCUGCCCCCACCGCCCCCUACCCCUGAUUCAUCAGGGGAUAUGGUGUCCCCGUCCCCUCUACCUUCUUUGCCUCCUUCUCAUUCAGAGGCUCUGACCAAUCACAGCAGUCCGCCGCCUCUAACCCUUGAGACAGUGGUGGAGGAGAACAGCUUCCCCCCUCCCUCCCCUCCCCCUCUUUCUGACGAUGCCAGCUUCAUUCUGCUUCCAAAUGAUGUUUCGGAGCUUCCAACCCCGCCCCCUCCACCAGUACAUAGCCAGGAAGUAGACGUGACCCUCCCGUCCAGGAGGAGUCGCAGACGCUUGCCCCCCGCGACUCGCUCUCUCUCUCUUCGGGUCCGCUCAGGCCCUGCCUCCCGCUGCCACUACACACGCUCUCUCUUCCUGCCUGCUGUCCAAUCAUCUUCCUCAUCUCGGCUCUGCUUACCUGCGCGUCUCCAACACCUGGAUCUGGAGAUCCCUGCCCCGCCCCCUCCUCUCCUAUUGGAUGAUGAGAGUGUCAUCGAUGACCUCAUGCCACCUCUUCCUCCACCAGUGGAUUUUGACUCUAACGCCCCCCCACAUUACCUGGAAAAAGGUACUACAUUACAUUUCAUUUAG